UCUUCUCAUCCAGCCUGGUCAAACAUGAGGUGGUGGGAAACUACAGCCAUCUGUUCACGGUACCAGGAAGGAAGAGAGCCUGACCUGGAGCCGUACAUGCUGCUGGCUCACAUUGAUGUAGUGCCGGCCGAUGAGGCGGAUGGGUGGGACGCUCCUCCUUUCUCUGCUCAAGAGAUCAAUGGCUUCAUUUAUGGACGAGGAACCAUCGACAACAAACAGUCUGUGAUGGGGAUCCUACAGGCGCUGGAAUACCUUCUGGAACGAGGUUACACCCUUCGGAGAAGCUUCUAUAUUGUUUUGGGUCACGACGAGGACGUCAGUCUCAAGUGAAUUGACUUGUAGUCAUUUAUAAUACUUAUUUUAAUGCA
Molecule: messenger RNA, 368 nt
Organism: Megalobrama amblycephala (Wuchang bream)
Lineage: Eukaryota; Metazoa; Chordata; Actinopteri; Cypriniformes; Xenocyprididae
Product: N-fatty-acyl-amino acid synthase/hydrolase PM20D1.2-like
Exons: 2
Coding region: 25-330 (101 amino acids)
Biological process (GO): amino acid metabolic process
Molecular function (GO): hydrolase activity, acting on carbon-nitrogen (but not peptide) bonds, in linear amides
Source: RefSeq, a predicted model, not a curated record